Hemibagrus wyckioides is the source of this 1238-nucleotide messenger RNA. RefSeq names its product SLC35A4 upstream open reading frame protein. The transcript has 3 exons. The coding region runs from base 59 to 367 and encodes 102 amino acids. Lineage: Eukaryota; Metazoa; Chordata; Actinopteri; Siluriformes; Bagridae. The record is from RefSeq and is a predicted model, not a curated record.
AUAGAAAUUUCGGGGUUUUGUUCCAGAUCUGGCAACCCUGACUAGCUGACACGCGAACAUGGCGGACGACAAGGACCCUUUCAGGCAGCUGAGGGAUCUAACGCUGCUUAAAGGUCAGCUGGAGGACAUUCGUCGGCGAGUGGAGAGUGAGGUGCAGGAUGGAGUUCCCCAGGGUGGGAGUGUUCUGGGCUCUCCUUUCCUCAAGGGUUUCCUGGCUGGAUAUGUUGUAGCGAAGCUGCGUUCGUCAGCCAUACUGGGCGUGCUCGUGGGAACUUGCACGGGCAUCUAUGCUGCACAGAAUUACAACAUGCCCAACGUCGAGCAGACCAUCAAGGGCUACUUCAGCUCAUUUAGAAAAAACAAAUAGACGCUUUUCAGGAAGAAUAUGCAACCUCAAAAGUCUUUUCAGGAAGUCAGUCAUCCAGUUUUAGAGCGACUGGCAACUCUAAAGCACCUUUAAAGAGACGUUACCUGGUUGGCAGUAUGAAAGAAACGCACACUUGAAGCUCAGGUCUGUGUUUUCUUAAAGAGAUGUACAGAUGAUUGUCAGCUUUCAGCGCACUCACUGAUAUUUAAGACAGUGAGCUAAACGUUAUGAUACUUAACUGGGACCUGACUAAUAGAGAGGGCUUUUUUUCUAACAUUCCAGUCAGUUGAAAUUUGUACUGCAGUUUGGUUAAAUUAUUCACAGCAUCUACUGUGUCACCGGGCUCUAAUUACAGCACAGUCGGUGCUGAUUUGAGCCUCUGAGUGUAGCAGCAGACGGGGUGAUGACCAGGCAUGUGAGUGCUGUGCACAAGCGUUACUACAUUUCUGAUGCUGGAAGCACAUUUGCACAUGAUCCCUGCUGGUUGUAUAAAAUGGGAGAAAAUUAAACAAAGGUACAUGUACCAAAAAAUAGUUAUCAGGGUUCGAACCAGUUGACUGCUAUGCAGUUGGAUUAUGUUUGCUGGCAAACCAAGCCAGACAAAUCCAGUUCUAAAAUCAUGUUAUGAUUGUAAGUGCCAUAGUCAUUCAUCUCUUAUUCCAAGGCCAAAAGUAAAGCACUCGUUUUUUUUAAUGUUCUGCCCAGUUGUGAAUGUAUUGUUCAAUGUACCACCUUGUUUUAAAAUCUUGUCUAGCAUUACUUUUCUGUUACAUCAUUUACAUCGACUUUAUCCGUGCAUAUAAAUCUGUUUGGUUUCAGGUUGCAUCUUUUUUACUUCAUGCCCAUUUCUUUAGUAAAAGUGUGUUUCUGA